GACCCGCUGCCGGGACCUGUGAGGAGAGCCCGGCAAGCUGGGAAUCCGCCAUGGAUGCAGUGACCUAUGAGGAUGUGCAUGUAAACUUCACUCAUGAAGAAUGGGCUUUGCUGGAUCCUUCCCAGAAGAGUCUCUACAAAGAUGUGAUGCUGGAAACCUACUGGAACCUCACUUCUAUAGGUUACAAAUGGGAAGGCCAUAAUAUUGAAGAACACUGUCAGUGCUGUAGAAGAAUUGGAAGGUGUGUCAUCUGUCACUCUGGAUACAAUCCAUGUGAGCAUAAGGGAUAUGGAAAGAAGCAUUACUCUCUGAAUGUGCAGAUUUGGAGAAAGAGACAGGAAUGGGGUUUCUCAGACCAUGCAGGGAUUAGUCGGAAGUCCAAACUGAACAAGACCUUUGCAAAUGUUGCUUGUGAAAACUCUGAAGACUAUUACUUUUAA
Molecule: messenger RNA, 440 nt
Organism: Peromyscus californicus insignis
Lineage: Eukaryota; Metazoa; Chordata; Mammalia; Rodentia; Cricetidae
Product: zinc finger protein 431-like
Exons: 2
Coding region: 51-440 (129 amino acids)
Biological process (GO): regulation of DNA-templated transcription
Source: RefSeq, a predicted model, not a curated record